ACGCCAAUUUGACAAACGUCAGUAAGUGUCACCGGCUUGGUGUAUUUCAUAGCGUUUCGCAAUAUUUUUUGAGCAUUUCUGCUCGUGUAAGAAUGAAAACGUCCGCAUAAACAGAUUUUACAAAAACAAAGUGUAAUUUGGAACAAGACAAAAACCUGACAAUGGCUCUGGCACUUAAGAGGCACGCUUCAGAACCAACUCAAACGCUACAGAUAGCCGCAAAUCGACCAUUUAAAAAACUUCGAAUAUCCACCAAAAGAUCAACAUCAUCGUCAACAGUCGAACCAUUCUCCACUCUCCUCGAAAAUGCCACCAACAGCAACGAAGCACUGCAAAUUCUUAUCCGUAUCUCUGAAUCCCUUAAAUACGACGAACACGAUCAUUCUGAUGUGCUCAAAAAAAUAAUCGAGCAUUUCCGAAAGGAGCAAGAAUCUGCAGUUCGUGUGAAGAUCCUUUCUCUCUUCAGCGAGUUCGCAAUAGAUGGAAAGGUUGAGGGAUCAGUACUCAUCGAUGAAAUGCUGCUACUCCUGAAAAAUGAAGUUUCAAUGAAAGUCGUAUCCCAGGCGUUGUACAGCAUGUAUAAGAUCGGAUUAUCGCAACAGUUGCCCACAACACAUGUCGCUAAAAUGGUGUUCUAUGCACAAAACCAACUGACCUCUUACAGUCAUAACGUGCAACGACAUUCUUUACUACUCCUUGGAGCUUAUGCUAGUUUGACCGAAGCAGAAAAGGAGACUAUGAGCUUAGUUGGAAAGUAUACGGAUUCUCAAGAUUCCCGUGUUCGAGCACAAGCUUUUCGUUCUAUCCUGACCCUUGGAAGCCGUGGAGUUCCAUUACUCCCCGUUUUGUUCAGCCGAGCUUCAGCUGCUCUGAAUGAUGAUUACGAGUGCGUGCGAAAAGAAGCUCUGCAACUGGUAUCCGAACUGGGAAUAAAGCAUCCUGACUACAUGACGACAGUCUCCGAUGCCGACACUGAAAUCCGGCUAAUCGAUGCCGCAUUUGGGAAAGUAUGUUCCGCAUUGUGUGACUUAUCUAUGCAAGUCCGUACUCAAGCGGCUGAGCUUCUUGGCGGGAUGUCCCAAGUAGGCGAUGAGUUCUUGCAUCAAACUUUAGAUAAGAAACUGAUGAGUAACUUGAGGCGCAAAAAAAGCUUGCAUGAGCGUUCAUCUGAACAUUUUGCAAGUGGCGAAUGGUCCACCGGAAAGAAGUGGGCAGAUGACGCUCCGAAAGAACAACUUGAAUCCAAUUCAGUUUCAUUGAUCGCAUCCGGAGCCUGUGGAGCUCUAGUCCAUGGUCUCGAAGAUGAAUUUCUCGAAGUACGAACAGCUUCCGUGGACUCAAUGUGUCGCCUUGCCCUUUAUAAUCCCGCAUUUGCCGUAACAUCGCUUGAUUUUCUUGUCGACAUGUUCAAUGAUGAAAUCGAAAGUGUUCGUCUGAAGGCUAUCUACAGUCUAACAGCAAUUUCAAAGCAUAUCGUCUUGCGUGAGGAUCAAUUGGAAAUCAUGUUGAGUUCACUAGAGGAUUAUUCAGUUGAAGUUCGUGAAGGUUUGCAUUUGAUGCUAGGCGCCUGUAAGGUUUCCACACAAAAUUGCUUGACGCUGGUGGUACAAAAAGUGUUAGAUGUUCUGUCGAAGUAUCCACAGGAUAAGUUUUCAGCGUAUGGAUGUAUGCAGCGUGUUGGGCAGAAACAUCCGGAAUUGUGUAUGUCUUUGACACCGCAGCUUUUACAGGAUCAUCCGUUUUUUGAUAGUGCAGAGAAAGAUGUUGAAGAUCCGUCGUAUAUCUGCAUUCUGAUAAUGCUUUUCAACGCUGCAGAGCAUAUGACACCAAUGAUAAGCCUGUUCCCAGAGACAACAAUAAAACAUUACGCCUACCUACGUGAUACAAUGCCAAAUUUAGUUCCACAUUUACCAGUCGGCGGAAACUCACGCCCGCUAACAUUAACCGGGUCGACAGGAUCUCGACAGUUUUUAGAAACAAUCUUAAACAAUAUUCAGGCUGCAUAUUCAGCACCAAAAGCGCGAUACGCCCUCCUAAAAGCGGCACAAGAUAAUUUGGAUCGUUUAGCAGAGAUCGAUCCUAUCAUGUCAGGAACGGCGAAUUUCACUGUAACAUAUUUAGGUGCUCAGCUAUUGAUCGAGCAAUUGCAAUCGGGAAUUUCGCAACAACAUGCUCGCUCGCCAUCGAAGGAGUCACUGAAUCAAUUGAUGAAAAAGUGUUUGAAGUUACAAAAUAUAUUCUCAGGUCUUACUUUAGACGACUUGCUCUUGGUGAAACAAAUCAGUUUACGUGCCAGUGCUUUGCAUUUGGUUUUUGUCGUGAAAGAUCGAUCUCAAAGUGCCUUGGGACCAUGUCAGCUGCUCCUGCACAUCGCAUCUGAUAUAAGUAAUUUCCUCCAUGUGAAUGCAAACAUGAAACCAGAUGCGUUCACAACUUCUCUGCUGACCCAGCUAAUCAAUUUAAGUGAUCCAAAACCAGGACGUGUAUUUCGUGAAAUACUUCCAAUCGUUCAAAAUGCAUCGCCAAUUAUAACACCUCAAAUAAACGUGAAUAUCAAAAUGUGUACAGCACGAAUUCUCGAUCCCAGCCCCAAUGUGUCCAUGGAUAAUGUACUGAAAGUUACAGCUGGGCUAAUAGCAGCGCUACCAUUCUUUGCUGAAAUUGAAAGCUUACAAGAAUCACAACGACAGGAUCUUCGUUUGAAAAUCAAAUAUCCAGAUCAAAACGUUCAUACUGUGGUGCCGCGUAUAAGAGAUUUGAAGAGAAUUAUGACGGAGGAUGGAGAAGAAGAAACUAACUGGCGGCUAAGGACAACAGUUCUAUUAUCACAUACAGUAUGGACAGAAGCAUCGCACGUGGAAAUAACAUUAUGUCUAUCAGUGAGACCUGGUACUGAACUAGAAUUAUGCAAACCGGCAAAAAUAUUGUUUGCCCCGAAACCUGUUAAAAGAGGAAUAUAGAAUAUUUUUUUAAAGAUA
Messenger RNA from Hermetia illucens (black soldier fly), 2978 nucleotides. RefSeq names its product integrator complex subunit 4 (gene IntS4). Gene Ontology annotation, biological process: snRNA processing. Gene Ontology annotation, cellular component: integrator complex. Lineage: Eukaryota; Metazoa; Arthropoda; Insecta; Diptera; Stratiomyidae. The coding region runs from base 162 to 2960 and encodes 932 amino acids. The transcript has 9 exons. The record is from RefSeq and is a predicted model, not a curated record.